Molecule: messenger RNA, 2666 nt
Organism: Zychaea mexicana
Lineage: Eukaryota; Fungi; Mucoromycota; Mucoromycetes; Mucorales; Lichtheimiaceae
Product: Cse1-domain-containing protein
Exons: 11
Coding region: 1-2325 (774 amino acids)
Biological process (GO): protein export from nucleus; protein import into nucleus
Cellular component (GO): nuclear envelope; cytosol
Molecular function (GO): nuclear export signal receptor activity; small GTPase binding
Source: RefSeq, a predicted model, not a curated record
AUGGCACAGAUCACGGACAAGCUGAUCAAGGACAAUGUCGCCAACGCGGAAGCCUUGAAACCAUUGUCGCAAUCUUUGAUUCUGUUGAUCAAGAUCUUUUACGACCUGAACUGUCAAGAUUUACCCGAAUUUUUUGAAGAUAACAUGGACAAGUUUAUGGAAUUCUUCCAAUACUAUCUUGUCUACAACAACCAAUAUUUGCAGAUCGAUGACGACGAAGAAGCAGGUCCUCUCGAACGUAUCAAGACCGGUAUCUGCGAAAUUUUGGAAUUGUAUACCCAGAAAUACGAGGAGGAUUUCCGUCAUAUGGAUGGGUUUUUCAGUAUUACGGUGCAGUUGCUGAUGUCGCUGGGACAAGAGGCCAAAUACGAUACGCUGGUUUGCAAGGCCCUUUCGUUGCUUACCUGUAUGGUGAAGCUGGAGCGUAUGUCAGGUGCCGUUACGUCGGGUGAUACUAUGGCUCAAAUGUGUGAAAAGAUUGCAUUGUCGAACAUUGCCAUGAGAGAGGUCGAUGAGGAACUAUUUGAGGAUAACCCUAUUGAGUAUAUUCGACGUGAUUUGGAAGGCUCAGACACGGAUACGCGUCGUCGUGCUGCUGCUGAUUUCAUCCGUGGCUUGAUGGAGCGCUAUGAAUCGCAAACCACGCAGAUCGUCAACCAGUAUAUAACUCAUUUCUUGGAGCGAUACGGUGCAAACCCUCAAGGAAACUGGAAAGACAAGAACACUGCCAUUUUCUUGCUCGUCGCUAUUGCUAGCCGAACCUCGACUGCACAGCUUGGUGUUACUCAAACCAACAAUUUGGUGGAUGUUGUCGAUUUCUUUACCAAACAUAUCCUUGGCGAUCUAGAAACAGAUGUCAACGCUGGCUCACCCAUUCUCAAGGUGGAUGCUAUCAAGUUCUUGUACACCUUCCGUAGUCAGCUUACCAAAGAGCAAUUGCUGACUGUUUUCCCAUAUCUGGUCAAACACUUGGAAUCAAGCAAUUAUGUCGUACAUACCUACUCUGCUAUUGCGAUUGAGCGUAUACUUUUCCUCCGUCAAGGAAAGGCCAUGCUGUUCUCGGCCGAAGACAUUGCCCAAUAUGCAGAAACACUCCUCGUACAACUUUUCCGCCUUAUUGAAGCUGGUCAAACACCCGAGAAGUUGUCCGAGAACGAUUAUCUCAUGCGUGCUGUGAUGCGUGUCAUCAUCACCUGCCGUCAGCACAUGGUGAAUUAUGUGAAUGUCAUUAUGGGCAAGCUGACGACCAUCUUGGGUAUUGUGAGUGCCAAUCCAAGCAACCCACGAUUUAACCACUAUAUUUUUGAAAGCAUUGGUGCAUUGAUCCGUUUCAUUUGCCCUGUAAACGACGGCGCCGUGGCAGAAUUUGAGAAUAUGCUGUUUGGUCCUUUCCAAACCAUCUUGGGCCAAGAUAUCCAGGAAUUCACACCUUAUGUAUUCCAAUUGCUGGCCCAGCUGCUGGAUCAUCACCAGGGCCAAGAACUGUCCGAAGCUUACAUUGCUCUUUUGACCCCUUUAUUGAACCCACCGCUCUGGGAACAAGGCAAUAUCCCAGCACUUGUUCGAUUGCUCGAAGUCUAUUUGGCCAAGGGUAUCAACACAAUUGUUGCAAACAAUAAGCUGGAGCCCAUCCUUGGUAUCUUCCAACAAAAGCUUAUCAAUUCGCGUCAAAAUGAUCAUUAUGCUCUGGCUCUUUUGAUUGCGGUGACCAAGAAUGUACCAAUACGCAACGACCGUACCGUUUUUGAUCGAUUUACACGAAACUUUACCCUUUGGGUGUGUCUAUUCUUUGUCUUGGAAAAGUUGGGCGGACCCGACGUGUUGAUUCGUGUCUUUGAUAACAUGCAGCCAGGUUUGUUUGGCCAAAUUAUCACACUCUUUGUCACCGAAGACUUGAACGCACUGCGUGAUCCUAUCGAUUACAAGAUCUGCGGUGUCGGCAUGGUUCGACUGUUGACCCAUAGCGAUCUGAUGAUCCAACAACCGUAUGCAGGUCAAGUAUGGCCUCAAAUUUUUACCGCCUUGCUGCGUAUGCUUGAAUUGCCACCUACUGCAAACGACGACGGACCCGAUGAUUUGUACACCCUGGAUAUCAGCGAAGAAACUGCAGGCUACCAGACAUCGUUUGCCAAGCUGUCGACGGCCGCACCCGUACGAGAAGAUCCAGUAGCAUCGUUGCCUCCAUGCCAAAUUUACCUUGCACAACAGCUUGUUGCUAUGUCUCCAGAAAAGCGAGGUAUCGUCAAGUCUGCCAUGCCAUCCGAAGCCAGCCAAUUCCUACCGAAAUACUUUGAAACUGCAGGCAUUUCCAUGUCUCAUUUCUAAUCUCUUUUACCACUAAAACAAAAAAAAAACCAAUAAUCGCAUGUUUCUUAUAACCUCUUUACUCUCUUCUUUUUGCAUAUCAUCCACACAUUCACCCUAUUGUUCCCCCUUCACUUUCUGUCUCUGUCUCUGUACCCGUCCCCUUUUUCCUACCAGCAAAGUAAUACACGACAGCACCCUUUCUGCACACACUCUCUCCACACACACACACUGUUUUUUUUAGAAAAGAGCACAGAAUAAAUGAUAAAUAAGCCAUUUUUAUUGCAAUUAUCAAUGUUUACUAAGUAAGAUAACUUGAAACAUUCGGUCCUGUUGCGGCUGACGAUGAUGACGACAUCAAA